AUGGACAAUCCAAUGAUUUCACCGGUUGAAGCCAGUGGUCAAGAUGAGUGUGUUGAUUAUAAGCCUUGGAUUGGCAUGAAGUUCAUAUCGGAGAUUGAGGCAUUUGAUUUUUACAAUCGGUAUGGAGGAAUAGUUGGGUUUACUGGACAUCGGAAAAAGGACAAGAGAGAUGUUAACACGACCAAGCCUCGUGCAGAAACCAGAACCGAUUGUCCUGCAAGAAUGGGAAUUUCUAUACUGAAGAAUGGAGGGUAUGAAUGUAAGGAUUUUUGUGAUGAUCACAACCAUGAACUUCGUACACCAGAUUCUACUCAUUUUAUGCGGUCUCAGCGUAAGAUAUCAAAGGUAGAUGCCUAUGAAAUAGAUAUGGCUGAUGAUACUGGCAUCAGGCCCAAGGCCACUUUUGAUUUAAUGGGUAUGCAAGCAGGGGGAAGAGAAAACCUCGGUUACACCAAGGAAGAUCUUAGGAAUCAUCUUCGAACCAAACGUCAGCGUGAUUUAUCUUAUGGUGAAGCUGGGAGUUUGUUAGUAUAUUUUGAGAAACAGACAAGGUUGAACCCAUCUUUUACAUACUUUUUGCAGAUGGAUAAUGAAGAGCAAAUAACAAAUAUAUUUUGGGCAGAUCCGAGGAUGAUCAUUGAUUAUUCAUUGUUUGGUGAUGUUGUUAUCUUUGACACUACAUUUUUCACAAACAAAAUGUAUAGACCAUUUGGUGUUUUUGCUAGGUUCAACCAUCAUAGGGGUGUAACCAUAUUUGGAGCUGCACUUCUAUAUGAUGAGACAGCUGAGUCUUUCAAAUGGUUGUUUCAGACAUUCUUGGAGGCACAUGGGCAAAAGAAUCCUAUAACCAUAUUUACUGAUCAAGAUGCUGCAAUGGCAAAAGCAAUAGUUGAGAUUUUACCUAAGGCAUGGCAUGGAUUAUGUACCUGGCACAUAAUGCAAAAUGGGAUAAAGCAUCAUGGUAAUCUGAUGAAGCAUGGAUCACCUUUUCUUAAGGAUUUGAAUAAAUGCAUAUUUCAUUAUGAAGAUGUAGAGGAGUUUCAGAAUGCUUGGAAAAAGUUGCGUGAUGAUUACCAACUCGAGAAUAUUUCAUGGCUAUAUCGGAUCUACAAAAUUAAAGAGAAAUGGGCACGUUGUUAUAUGAAAUACACUUUCACAUUAGGUGUGAGGAGCACACAACUAAGUGAAAGUAUUAACAGUGAUUUGAAAGAGUAUUUGAGACCCGGUUUAGAUCUUAUAAGAUUUUUUAAGCAUUUUGAACAGGUAGUGGAGGAUAAACGUGCUAAUGAAUUGAAGGUUGAAUUUGAUGCAAAAAAUAAUAUUCCUAAGAACAUAAAUUCCAAGUCACCAGUACUGAGACAAGCAGGAAAAGUUUACACCCCUUAUAUAUUUGAGCGCUUUCUAGAGGAGCAUGAUUGGAUGAGUGCUUGUGUCAUAAAAUCCCAUAAGGGGGAUGAUGUCUUCUGUGAGUAUGUGGUCGGAUUGGUUGACGAGGAAAUGAAGCUUAUGGAAGGGGAAUAUGUGGUCUUGUAUAAUGCAUCUGAGCAACUAAUAGAAUGUAGUUGCAGAAAGUUUGAGACAUUUGGCAUCCUUUGUUGCCAUGCUUUGAAAAUCUUGGAUGUGCUAAAUUUUAAGUGUAUUCCUGAAAAGUAUAUUUUAAGGAGAUGGACACGGGCAGUAAAAAGCUUUGUGGUGGAUGACAGUAAUGGUAAACAAGUUGAAGAAGAUGUUCAGAGGAGUUGCACACAGCGUUUUAAGUUUCUUUGCCCAAAAUAUAUUCAGCUAGUAAACCAAGCUUCUAAUACAGAAGCUGGUUUUGAGAUAGCCAAAAUGAAUGUCGAUUUGUUGUCCAAACAGCUUGUAGCACUAGAUGUCGAUAGUCCCAAUAUAGAAGCUUCUUCAUUUGAAUGCUUUGAUGUCAACACUGAUUUGGGGCUCAAAAAGAAAGAAUGUACGAAAGGUAAUAGCAGCAAGAGGCAUAAGGGUUGGAGUGAGAAUAUGGGCAAGCAGAAGACCAAGAAUGGAGAAAAAGCAUACAAAAGCCAUAGCUCAGUUGAAAUAGAAAAUACUCAAGAUAUGGAAAACACUCAAGAUAUAGAAAGAUUUCAAGAUCUAGAGAACCUUCAAACUUUCAUAUCAUCAGGAUUCCCAUCUCAAGAUUUGGUUUCGUGUGAUGUUCGUGAUGCAUCUCAACCAAUCAACACCCCUCAAACUUUCACGUCUCUUUUAUUGGGAGGAGGUUCUUCACAAGGUUCAACACCACCACCUAUACUACAUCCAUCUCAAUAUCAAGGACCAGGUGAAUAUGUGAAAAACCUCAUUCGUAAUGUUCACAGCUUCUUUUCAUUUGCUGUUGGUGAUGAUUUUCUCAAGAAUGACAUCCGGAUUAAGUAUAAAAAUAUAAGAGAAAGGUGGGACUGGAUUUUAGAGUUGUGCAAUUGUGAACAGCAGUCAUGA
This is a messenger RNA of Telopea speciosissima, 2457 nucleotides long. RefSeq names its product protein FAR1-RELATED SEQUENCE 5-like. Lineage: Eukaryota; Viridiplantae; Streptophyta; Magnoliopsida; Proteales; Proteaceae. The transcript is spliced from 5 exons. Bases 1 to 2457 code for a protein of 818 amino acids. The record is from RefSeq and is a predicted model, not a curated record. Gene Ontology annotation, molecular function: zinc ion binding. Gene Ontology annotation, biological process: regulation of DNA-templated transcription.